This is a messenger RNA of Acaulospora morrowiae, 271 nucleotides long. Lineage: Eukaryota; Fungi; Glomeromycota; Glomeromycetes; Diversisporales; Acaulosporaceae. The record is from the annotation of a GenBank genome assembly.
UCCAGGAUGGACUAACCAGAUACAUGAUACCAGUUCAUACUCGAUAAAUAAUGAUGCCACCACUGCUCAAGAUUGUUGUGAUUCUUGUGUUGAUGAUCCAGGGUGCCUUGAAUGGGUUUUUAACGCUGGAUAUGAGGGGUGUUAUCGUGUUUACGACUCGACUCUUACCGAAAGUAUUUGUUUAAACGCCAUGGCAUUUCCAGCCACCUUACAAGGUCCAGGUAGUGAAGGUGGUAUUAUCCGUUGUGGUAACAGCAAUGCAUGUACUUAA